CAAAAUCGGGGCCGUGCCGCGAACAACCUCCGCCUCCGGCACUUCUCCAACUCCGCUCCGCAUCUAGAACCGAGCAAGUUUCCCAACUUGCGAAAGUGGUUCUCUCUUUCUCUUUAGGGUUUUUGCUGCUGGAGUUUAGUCCUCACUUGGACGGGCAAUUAGAUCUUUCAGGGGCAACGCGAUCCUCACCAACCACACGUUCACUCAAACUCACCAUCGGCUACCAUGGACGACACACUGAACCGGCUGCUCGACAAGGCGUGGAAUAAGUUUCUGGAAACUCCCAGUGACACGCGCUUCCUGAUCGCCAUUGCCGGUAUCCCCGGUUCAGGGAAAACCACCCUCUCCAAGCGCCUCACAGCGGCACUGAACGCCCGACACGCAGCCCAAUCCCCAAACAACCCCCCCGUCGCCGCCUUCUUACCAAUGGACGGCUACCACUACACCCGUGCGCAGCUGGACGCCAUGCCAGACCCGGCAACCGCCCACGCCCGGCGAGGGGCCGAGUUCACCUUCGACGGCGAGGGCUUCGUGCAGCUAGUCCAGCGCCUCAAGGAACCACUGACCGCUGACUCAACCACCAUAUUCGCUCCCUCCUUUGACCACGCCACCAAGGACCCAAAGGAGAAUGACAUUGCAAUAGAGCCAACUCACCGGAUAGUCGUGUUCGAAGGAAACUACCUCCUCCUCCCCCACCCCCCCUGGUCCCGCGCCCACCCACAUUUCCACCUCAAAAUCUUCGUCUCCGUCCCCUCCGCCAUCGCACGCCAGCGCCUCGCCGCCCGGCACGUGGCAGCGGGGCUGGCGCCCACGCUAGCAGAGGGCGACCGGCGGGCGGUAGAGAACGAUCUCCCGAACGGGGCCGAGGUGACGCGGCUGCUGCGGCGGGCGGACGUGGACGAGGUGGUGGAGAGUAGCGAGGAUGGGGGGUGGGCUUCCUGAGUACCUAGGUAGGUUGGCUGUGUUUGGGCUGUGUUUGGGCUGUGUUUGGCUGUGGGGCCGGGCUAGGUAUAGGUACCUAUCUUAGACUAUGUACCUACCUACGUGGGUUAGGCUAGCGAGAUGGAGGGGAUGGCGGGGUGAGUAGCUGGCUUACUGGCUGUGCGUACAUACGGACGGAGACGGAAGUGGUCGUCGACAGUCAAUUUCGCUGCUUUAUUCGUUUAUGAGUAGUUCCGAGAUGGCGAUGGAAGCGUCCACAUGAUAAACGUUCGUCACGAUUAGCAACUCCGCGAGAGCAAGCAACUCCUCGAUAACACCAAUGAGGCCCAUUAUACCCGGAGGCCGGGCCGAGAGAGAGUGGUGGGGGUGGAAGAGGGCACCUGCGAGAAUACAGAAGUUUCCAUUACUGCUCCAUAGGCUGGAAACAUGAGUUUCUGAGACGUCAU
Molecule: messenger RNA, 1388 nt
Organism: Chaetomium fimeti
Lineage: Eukaryota; Fungi; Ascomycota; Sordariomycetes; Sordariales; Chaetomiaceae
Product: P-loop containing nucleoside triphosphate hydrolase protein
Exons: 4
Coding region: 226-942 (238 amino acids)
Cellular component (GO): cytoplasm
Molecular function (GO): ATP binding; kinase activity
Source: RefSeq, a predicted model, not a curated record